AUGGAGAUUGCAAGCAUCAGAAGCUUAUCAGAACUGGGAAUGGAUGAAAUUGGUUUUGUUCACCAGUGGCCUGUAAAUUCAUUUGACGAUCUCAGCACUAUGUCGAAUUGUACUGCGUUUGGUAAAAAUUACACGCUCAAGGCUUGCCCAGGAAAUAAGAGAAUUAGCACAAAUGAUAGACAUUAUCAUGGACAGGAUCAUGUUAUGGCUGAGAGAAAGAGGAGAGAAAAACUCAGCCAGAGAUUCGUAGCUUUGACCGCCCUGGUACCUGGAUUGAAAAAGAUGGACAAGGCAUCGGUUCUUGGAGACGCAAUUAAGUACAUUAAAGAACUCCAAGAUCGAGUGAAGACUUUUGAGGAGCAAACUAGGAAGAAAUCCAUGGAGUCGGUGGUUUUUGUCAAGAAAUAUGAGAUUUAUACUGAUGUCCUUAUAAGAAUCCACUGUGAGAAAAGGAAAGGAGUUCUUGAAAAAACAGUAGCUGAAAUUGAGAAGCUCCAUCUAUCAGUUGUUAAUAGCAGUUCAAUGACUUUUGGAGAUUCUGCUCUUGAUAUAACUGUAAUUGCAAAGAUGGAUGAAGUAUACAACAUGCCAGCAAAGGAUUUCGUGAAGAACUUACGUGCAGCGCUCAUAAUGUUCAACUGA
Molecule: messenger RNA, 642 nt
Organism: Fraxinus pennsylvanica
Lineage: Eukaryota; Viridiplantae; Streptophyta; Magnoliopsida; Lamiales; Oleaceae
Source: the annotation of a GenBank genome assembly